Molecule: messenger RNA, 942 nt
Organism: Cryptosporidium muris RN66
Lineage: Eukaryota; Apicomplexa; Conoidasida; Eucoccidiorida; Cryptosporidiidae
Exons: 1
Coding region: 1-942 (313 amino acids)
Source: RefSeq, a predicted model, not a curated record
AUGGAAGAUGAUUGUAAAUCAUCAUCACUGGAAAAUAUGAUGCAAGAAUGUGAGAAGGCAGAUGUGGCAACAUCUAUUCUGGAGCGUGCAUUACCUAAUCAAACACUUAAGUUAGUUAAUAAUUUAGAAUUAAAUCCUAACAUUACAAAUAGGUCUAUUGCAUCUACAAAUGGGGAAAUCCAAACCUUAAAAAAAAAGAAGCAGUCAUCUAGUAAAGAUAAAGCCUUUACAAUCAAAACUAUAUUAGAUAAGCAUGUUACUCCUAUAUGGCUUACUAAUGAGGCACCAAGAAAACUAAUACCUACACUGGAGAACUUAGAAAACCAACUAGAAACCAUUAUCAGCAGAGCAAAUUUGAAUGAUCUUACUUUAAGAAAAUUAUAUGGUAUUUUAUCUCUCAGUUACAAUUUAAAUAUGACAUCAAGUAAUGUCCCAAAUAUUGAGCCUGUUGUUAGGAAGAUUGUCAUGACAUUAAAGAGUAGUCAAACAGCAAAUUCAACUCAAAAUCAGACAGAAAAGAGAAGAUACAAGCGUAUUAAGGAGAAGAGAGUAUUAAUUAAUAGUCUUGCAGAAUUUAUGGACGGUGACAGGACAGCUUCAUUAAUGUCAUGUGCUAUUAAAAUAAAACACUAUUGUGAAGAGAAUCACUUAAGUCAUCCAAGUAAUGCAAAACUCUUUUUGAUUGAUGAAACGUUAAGAAAAUUUAUACCUAAUAGGGAUUCAAUAGGUAAACAGGUGAACUCAAUAUUUGCAGUUCUGAAACAGUCCAAUGUUGAGAUUAUAGAUGAAAAUGGUUCAGUUUAUAUGCAAAAUGUUGAAUCUGAGGAUCAUUUAGGUAAGCUUUCAUCACUUGCUAUAAAAAAGAGAAGAAAAGAUGUACAGGAGACAAUCUAUGGAAGUGAGGUUAAUGAACCAGACAAUAUUAAUAUAAAAUUAGAUUAG